This is a messenger RNA of Stegastes partitus (bicolor damselfish), 3282 nucleotides long. RefSeq names its product transient receptor potential cation channel, subfamily C, member 5a (gene trpc5a). Gene Ontology annotation, biological process: regulation of cytosolic calcium ion concentration; calcium ion transmembrane transport. The transcript has 17 exons. NCBI's taxonomy places the organism in Eukaryota, Metazoa, Chordata, Actinopteri, Pomacentridae. The coding region runs from base 1 to 3282 and encodes 1093 amino acids. The record is from RefSeq and is a predicted model, not a curated record. Gene Ontology annotation, molecular function: protein binding; inositol 1,4,5 trisphosphate binding; store-operated calcium channel activity. Gene Ontology annotation, cellular component: cation channel complex; plasma membrane.
AUGAAUCCCAUGACACAGCUUUACUACAAGAAGGCGACGUACUCGCCGUACCGCGACCGCAUCCCGCUGCAGAUCGUGCGAGCCGAGGUGGAGCUGUCGGCCGAGGAGCGGGCCUACCUCACGGCCGUGGAGAAAGGCGACUACGCGGGCGUCAAACACGCCCUGCGGGAGGCCGAGGUCUACUACAACAUGGACGUGAACUGCCUGGACCCGCUGGGCCGCAGCGCCCUGCUCAUCGCCAUCGAGAACGAGAACCUGGAGAUCAUGGAGCUGCUGCUGGACCACGGCAUCCACACGGGCGACGCGCUGCUCUACGCCAUCAGGAAGGAGGUGGUCGGCGCCGUGGAGCUGCUGCUGUCGCACCGGAGGCCCAGCGGCGAGAAGCAGGUCCCGUCGCUGAUGAUGGACAGCCAGUUCUCCGAGUUCACCCCCGACAUCACCCCCAUCAUGCUCGCCGCUCACACCAACAACUACGAGAUCAUCAAGCUGCUCGUCCAGCGGAAGGUGACCAUCCCCAGACCUCACCAGAUCCGCUGCGACUGUGUCGAGUGCGUGUCCAGCUCAGAGGUGGACAGCCUCCGACACUCGCGCUCCCGACUCAACAUCUACAAGGCCCUGGCGUCGCCGUCGCUCAUCGCCCUGUCCAGCGAGGACCCCAUCCUCACCGCCUUCAGGCUGGGCUGGGAGCUCAAAGAACUCAGCAAGGUGGAGAACGAGUUCCGGCAGGAGUACGAGGAGCUCUCUCAGCAGUGCAAGCGCUUCGCCAAGGACCUCCUGGACCAGGCCAGAAGCUCCCGGGAGCUGGAGACCAUCCUGAACCACCGGGACAACGACCAGAGCGAGGAGCUGGACCCCCGGCAGUGUCACGACCUGGCCAAGCUCAAGCUGGCCAUCAAGUACCACCAGAAGGAGUUCGUGGCCCAGCCGAACUGCCAGCAGCUUCUGGCCACGCUGUGGUACGACGGCUUCCCGGGCUGGAGGAGGCGACACUGGGCCGUCAAGCUGGUCACCUGCUUCAUCAUCGGACUCCUGUUUCCCGUCUUCUCACUGAUCUACCUGUUGGCUCCCAAGGGCGCCCUGGGCCGCUUCAUCAAGAAGCCCUUCAUCAAGUUCAUCUGCCACACGGCGUCCUACCUGACCUUCCUGUUCCUGCUGCUGCUGGCCUCGCAGCACAUCGCCCGCACCAACCUGCACAUGCAGGGCCCGCCGCCCACCAUCGUGGAGUGGAUGAUCCUGCCCUGGGUGCUCGGCUUCAUCUGGGCCGAGAUUAAAGAGAUGUGGGACGGAGGCUUCACCGAGUACAUCCACGACUGGUGGAACCUGAUGGACUUCGCCAUGAACUCGCUGUACCUGGCCACCAUAUCGCUGAAGAUCGUGGCCUACGUCAAGUACAACUCGUCUCGGCCGAGGGAGGAGUGGGAGAUGUGGCACCCGACGCUGAUCGCCGAGGCGCUGUUCGCCAUCGCCAACAUCUUCAGCUCGCUCAGGCUCAUCUCGCUGUUCACGGCCAACUCCCACCUCGGCCCGCUGCAGAUCUCUCUGGGCCGGAUGCUGCUGGACAUCCUCAAGUUCCUCUUCAUCUACUGCCUGGUCCUGUUGGCGUUCGCUAACGGGCUGAACCAGCUCUACUUCUACUACGAGACGAAGGCAUCAGAGGAGCCCAACAACUGCAAAGGCAUCCGCUGUGAGAGGCAGAACAACGCCUUCUCAACGUUGUUCGAGACCCUCCAGUCUCUCUUCUGGUCCAUAUUCGGGCUGCUCAACCUUUACGUCACCAACGUCAAGGCCCGACACGAGUUCACGGAGUUCGUCGGGGCGACCAUGUUCGGGACAUACAACGUCAUCUCGCUGGUGGUUCUGCUCAACAUGCUGAUCGCCAUGAUGAACAACUCCUACCAGCUCAUCGCCGACCACGCCGACAUCGAGUGGAAGUUCGCUCGCACCAAGCUGUGGAUGAGUUACUUCGACGAGGGCGGCACGCUGCCUCCCCCGUUCAACAUCAUCCCCAGCCCCAAGUCCAUCUGGUACCUGCUCAUGUGGCUCCACAACAAGCUGUGCAGGAGAGGCCAGCCGCCCGGAGACGACACGCACAAAUGUGAAAACCUGCGAGAGUUCACGGAGCGCCACGCCGACAGCCUGAUACAGAACCAGCAUUAUCAGGAGGUGAUCCGGAGCCUGGUGAAGCGGUACGUGGCGGCCAUGAUACGCAGCGCCAAGACCGACGAGGGGCUGACGGAGGAGAACUUCAAGGAGCUGAAGCAGGACAUCUCCAGUUUCCGCUACGAGGUCCUGGAUCUCCUCGGCAACCGGCGUCCUCCCCGACGACACUACUCCUCCUCCAGCGAGACGACGAAGGAUGACGGCGCCGCGGCCUCUGAGGACGACAGCGAAUCAGGUGACGGCAGCGGAGGCGGAGUGGGCGUGCCCAGGUCCAAGAGCGUGACAUUCGUGACCCCGACGGAGGAGGACACGGGGCCGGCGCCGACGCUCGGCGUGUCGGCACUGGUGCGCUCCAUCUCUGGGAUGACCCAGAUAGAACGAGGGGGCGACGGCGAGGAGGGCGAACUGGAGGAGGGCAUCGGAUGGGGCGAGGAGGAGGAGGACGAGGAGGGGAAACCAAAGAGCAACGGGCUGAAGACGACCGUCAUCUCUCCAUCCUCCACCGCCGUCCUCCCGUCGCCCUCGUCGUCGUUCUCCUCCUCGCUGUCCUCGUCGCUGGCUCGCACCAGGAGCCGCCUGCAGCGCCUCUCAACUCCGAGGGCCAAGACGGACUCCUUCAAGCGCCUCUCCUACCUGUUCUCCCGCUCCAAACGCAAAGCCCCGCCCAUGCCGCUGUCACUCCAGUCCCCGCCCUCCUACACCAUCUCCGACGGGUUGCUCCGCCCCCUGGGCAGCCACAGCCACUCCGACUUCGGACUCAGCGACGUGACCAGGAGCGAGACUCACCUGAACGAGGUGGGCCGCUCCGUCGACAUCAACAACCCGUCGUUCUCGAGGACGAACGGACGGGACUCGCUGCUGACGCUGCCCCUCCCGCCCCCGUGUCCCUGCCAAUCCCUGCACUGUGCUUCCAACAUGUCCGAGUCCAGCUCGCGCCUCCUGGACUCCAGCGAGGACGUUUUCCAGGGCGGAGGCGUGGGAGGAGCAGGCGAGGGCGGUGUGGACGGAGGCGGGGGAGGCGGUGGCGGGGUGAUGAUGAUGGGCGGGUGGGUGGGACCCUGCGAUGAUGUCAUAGAGGACAGCUGCGAGGUCAUAGAGGACUCGGUCACCACGCAGCUAUAG